AUGCAGUACAAGUCUCUCGCCACUCUCCUCUUUGCCAGCAUGGCACUGGCUGCACCAGCCGACAAGGAUAAUCUAGCCGAGGACCUGAACACCGAGUACGAAUUCCCUCCCUCCAUUAUCGCGGUUAUCGCAACAGGCGUCCCAACCUCAUUCUGGGCCGAAGUCACGAACACCGCCGACUUCCUCUCUCAGGUUGAGCAAGGCAUCGUUUCCGAUAACUGGCCGACCUGGUACAGCAGUUUCCCCGACAGUGUGAAGGAGUAUGUCACCACCGCCGUUGAGGACUACUAUCCUUCCUGGGCAUCGUCCAUCUCAGACGAGAUGACCAGCUCUGCUUCCGCUUCAGAGUCUGGCGCUGCCAGCUCCUCUACUGUUGAUGCUGGUGCUGCCCCUACUGGUGUUGCUAUGAGUCUCGCUGGUGCUGUGGGUGUGCUGGGUCUUGCCCUCGCUCUGUGA
Molecule: messenger RNA, 456 nt
Organism: Penicillium paradoxum
Lineage: Eukaryota; Fungi; Ascomycota; Eurotiomycetes; Eurotiales; Aspergillaceae
Exons: 2
Coding region: 1-456 (151 amino acids)
Source: RefSeq, a predicted model, not a curated record